GGAAGAGUCUAUGGGGAGUCUGUGUUGUUUCGACGACUUUGGAAACGUCAGAUUACAGCUGAAGCGACAUAAGUGAUACUUGUUUUCUUUGUAAUAAAUAUGGAUAAGUCGAUGACUUAUUAAUUUUACUGCCUAUCGAAUGGAAUUCGGCGCUCAGAAUGUCGAAGCUGAUGAAAGAUGUGGUAUUACCACCAAAAAUUCCAAAAUUACUUAUAGAGAAACACGGAAAUUAUUUAGCCUCCUAUGGUAACAACAAAGACGAUUAUGAAUUCUGUAUGACCGAGUACCUCAGGAUGUCUGGAAUGUUUUGGGGUCUAACGGCAAUGGAUUUGAUGGGUCAAUUGGACAGAAUGGACAAGCAGGAGGUUUUAGAAUUUGUAGCAAAGUGCCAGCACGACUGCGGUGGAAUCAGUGCCAGCAUUGACCACGAUCCCCAUUUACUUUACACCCUGAGCGCCGUGCAGAUAUUGUGCAUGUACGACGCUCUGGAUGUUAUAGAUGUUGAAAAAGUCGUCGAAUACGUGCAAAAAAGGCAGAUGCCUGAUGGAAGUUUCACAGGGGAUGUCUGGGGCGAAUUGGAUAACAGAUUUUCAUUCUGCGCAGUCGCCACUCUUUCGUUACUGGGUAGACUGGAUGCGAUAAACGUUGACAAAGCUGUUGAGUAUGUCUUGAGCUGCAUGAAUUUCGACGGCGGUUUUGGUUCAAAACCAGGCUCCGAGAGUCACGCUGGUUUGAUUUACUGUUGCGUUGCGUUCUUGUCAAUAACCGGACACCUUCACGAAAUUGAUGCUGACCAGCUGGGCUGGUGGCUAUGCGAAAGGCAGCUACCAUCCGGCGGGCUCAACGGGAGACCUGAAAAAUUACCCGAUGUUUGUUAUUCAUGGUGGGUUUUGUCCUCGCUAACUAUUUUGGGUCGUCUUCAUUGGAUAGACAAAAAUGAGCUGAUAAAUUUCGUCUUGGCGUGUCAGGAUCCUGAAACGGGUGGGUUCAGCGAUCGCCCUGGAGACAUGGUUGACCCUUUCCACACGCUGUUCGGUCUGACGGCCAUUUCGCUCUUGGACGCGGACUCUUCGUUGAAACCUGUAAAUCCAACGUACUGUAUGCCGCAGUACGUGAUUGACCGAAUCGGUCUUAAGCCCUCACGGGUAGAUUAAUAUUUACAAUAAUUAGUUGAACAAAAAGACAUUCACGCGACUAAUAAGAAAGAAAGAGAGGGAGAAAAAGCGAGAGAGAGAGAGAGAGAAAAGUAUACGAACAACAGAAUUGUCAAUUCUUGUAUACCGUUUCUGUAAUAUAUUUAAAUCUUUAUCAAACAUUCCUCUGCGAAUUGCUGUAUCAAAUUUUAUUCAUUCGUUUCUCGCAACUCGGUUGUGUAGAUGAACCUGUAAUAAACUUCUACCUUUAUGAUUA
Molecule: messenger RNA, 1410 nt
Organism: Neodiprion fabricii
Lineage: Eukaryota; Metazoa; Arthropoda; Insecta; Hymenoptera; Diprionidae
Gene: betaggt-II
Product: geranylgeranyl transferase type-2 subunit beta
Exons: 6
Coding region: 159-1154 (331 amino acids)
Biological process (GO): protein geranylgeranylation
Cellular component (GO): Rab-protein geranylgeranyltransferase complex
Molecular function (GO): Rab geranylgeranyltransferase activity
Source: RefSeq, a predicted model, not a curated record